AGACGACACCCUCACAAUGUUCAAGAAAUUCUCGCCCACGACCGACAUCGCAGGGCAGACACCGCCCAAGUCCUCGAUCCAACGAUCCAUAAGAUCGAGCAUCCUUUCCCAGUGGAAGAUUGACCAGGAGACACUGGAAGAGAUAUGGCCAAAGAAGGAAUCCAUCAUCCACGUAAAAUGCAGAGAGCAUGUCUCUAUCUACACUCUCCACGGCGAACCCUUGUUCUUCCAACACUUCGAUGGGCCCUUCUACCCGACACUCCGACUCUUCCAUAAAUACCCCUUCAUCCUCCCUCAUGUCCAAAUAGACCGUGGAGCGAUCCGUUUCCUCCUCGCCGGCGCACACAUGAUGUGUCCAGGAAUGACCUCCGCAGGAGGCGGUCUCCCAUCCGCGGAGGACGCGCUGCCACCCGACACUCCCGUGGCCUUCAACGCAGAGGGCAAGGAGCACGCUGUCGGGAUCGGUAUCACGAAGAUGGGGACGGAGGAGAUGAAGAAGGUGAACAAGGGUGUCGGCGUGGAGUCGGUCACGUAUUUGGGAGACGAUCUUUGGGCGUUGCAGAAGUUGUAAGACCAUGAUGGGGGCCGUUCAUACUUGUUGUACUGAUAUGAGAAGAAGUCGAGCACAGAAUAAGAGGAAAGAAAAGCGGGAUUGCCUAUCCCGCUGAACUUUGAUUGUCC
Messenger RNA from Stereum hirsutum FP-91666 SS1, 681 nucleotides. RefSeq lists its product as uncharacterized. Gene Ontology annotation, molecular function: RNA binding. The transcript has 4 exons. Gene Ontology annotation, biological process: formation of translation preinitiation complex. The record is from RefSeq and is a predicted model, not a curated record. Lineage: Eukaryota; Fungi; Basidiomycota; Agaricomycetes; Russulales; Stereaceae. The coding region runs from base 17 to 571 and encodes 184 amino acids.